AAAAUCUUGUUUUACAUUGAACCUGGAAGACAAAUUAACCUGCUUGUACAAGAACUUUGAAUUAGCCAGGAGCUGUUAAGGAGACGUGAAUCCCUGUGAGCCAUGGUGUCAUGGAAAGGGAUAUACUUUGUACUUGCACUGUUCUUGGGAAGUUUCUUUGGAAGUAUAUUCAUGCUUGGUCCUUUUCUACCUUUGAUGUUCAUCUCACCGGCCUGGUACCGCUGGAUCACUGACUGCAUCGUGGCCACUUGGCUCACGCUCCCAGUGGCCUUGCUGGAGAUGGUGUUUGGUGCCAAGGUGGUUGUCACUGGAGACGGAUUUGUUCCUGGAGAAAGGAGUGUCAUUAUCAUGAACCAUCGCACACGAAUGGACUGGAUGUUCCUGUGGAACUGCCUGCUGCGAUACAGCUACCUCAGACUUGAAAAAAUCUGUCUCAAAUCCAGUCUCAAAAGCAUUCCAGGAUUUGGCUGGGCGAUGCAGGUUGCUGCCUUUGUUUUCAUUCAGAGAAAGUGGGAAGAUGACAAGAGUCACUUUGAAAAAAUGCUGGAUUACUUCUGUGACAUUCGUGAGCCACUACAACUCCUCAUCUUUCCAGAAGGAACUGAUCUCACAGCCAAUACCAAAGCCCGCAGUAAUGAAUUCGCUGAAAAGAACGGACUUCGAAAAUACGAGUAUGUCUUACACCCGCGAACAACUGGAUUCACUUUCGUGGUUGAGCGUCUAAGGGAAGGUGACAAUCUCGAUGCUAUCCAUGACAUAACCGUGGCAUACCCCCAAAACAUUCCUCAGACAGAGAAACACCUUUUGAAUGGAAACUUCCCGAAGGAGAUCCACUUCCACGUCCAGAGAUACCCAAUAGAGACAGUGCCCACUUCAAAGGAGGAGCUGCAGCUUUGGUGCCGGAAGCGUUGGGAAGAGAAAGAGGAGAGACUCCGACGCUUCUAUGAAGGUGGAAAAUGCUUCAGUGCAGCAGGGCAAGGCAUUGUUCCCCCCUGUAAAUCCGAGCUCAGGGUCCUGGCGGUGAAGUGCAUCUCGCUCCUCUACUGGACAGUGUUCCCGCUGGGUAUGCUCGCGCUGCUGUACCUGUACAGCUUUGCACAGUGGUAUUUUGCAGCCAUGGUCAUCUUUUUUGUUGUGCAGCAAAAGAUAUUUGGUGGGCUGGAACUAAUUGAACUGGCUUGUCAUCGAUAUUUUAAAAAGCAACAGAAACUUCACGACACGGAAACAAAAAACAAUUAGUUCUGGCGUAGAGAAAGGGUAGGUUUGAGAUGCCCUGCGAAUUUUAUGCACAGGGAACAAUUUUUGCAUGAGAAUUGUCUUUUACUAUCGCCAUUGUUAGACGUUUGCACAUGAUUCUGUGAAGAGAAGGAAAAAUGUUAGUUAUUCCUACAUGUGAAAAUGGUAAUUUUUAAUCUCUGAAUGUAAUUUCAACAUUGCUCUUGCAAACAGCUAGCAACUGAAUUCUGCUGUCAUUAAGAAACAAAUUGCUGGAUUACUGAACAAUCACAAGGACGUUAAUAAAUGUGUAAUGCACUGGACUUUUGUGUAGAAACCCAAACUGUUCAGCUAACAGAGACAGAUGUAUGAUUUCUGUAUAAUCACGUUGUUGUGAAGUAAGCAUUGGAUUUGGAAAGCUGGUAAUGUGAUGUUUUGAUGGUAGGUGGAAGUUGGAGAAGUUGUUCUGUUUCUUUUUUAUAUUUCAAAUACUCAAACUUCUUUUAAAAUAAUAUUUUUGCAUAAGCUUUUUCAAAUACUACUGAACCUACCACUGUUCAACCAUUGUGGCUUGGUCACUCAGAGGAUUUUUUAAGCUUUGCAUUCUUGUGUCAUAGUACUGAAAACAGUGCAGGCUCUGCCUCCAUUUAAGUCUUUGCUGAUUAUUUAAUAGACCUCUGCAGCUAAGUUUUGGUUUCUCACUAUUUCAUACUGUUUCUGUCUCCCUCUUAGCUGUGGGAGAGUUGUUCCUACUGUAGUAUGCAGAGCUGUGGGAUAGGGGAACUGGGUUUUUUUGUUGGUUUAGUGGUCUUUUUUUCUCACAGAGGCAAAAGUAAGUGUCUGUCUCCAAAUAGCUGGAAAAUGUUUUUUCAAAACAGUGUCCUUGUAGACAUUCUUUGAUUGAAAACAUUUUAUAUAAUUUUCAGAGUAGGCAAGAUAUCUCUUUUUUUUAGCAUUAGUUUUGGUUUUCACGUUGCUUCCUUUGGCAUUUCACGUGUCCGUAUAGAUAAGCAGGAAGACUGCUUGUUCCAUGCAUGCCAGACAGACCUGUUGAAAUGCAUAUGAUGGAAUGGUUGUCUCCGUAUUGGUACAAGAGAUGGGUUUGGGUUUUAGACUUAUCACAGAACAGGGAGGAGCUACAUCUUCCCUUUGCUGUAUUGGCUUUGAUUUCUUGAUGACAUCAUUACUUUUUUAACCUCCUUCACAAUUUUUAGGGGGGUUCUCUUGGGGCUCCCACUAUAACAUGUUCACUUUUUUUCAUGACAUUCAGAAAAUCUGAAGGCUUAAGCUUAGACAAGGCACUUUCAAGUGUAUUCCUUGUCAUAUACAUUAAAAGUAAUGUUAUAUUCAAAGACGAAAGCAUUGCCAGCACUUAGGAGACAUUUCAGGUCUUCAGGUUAGAUUGUUCUGCAAACCUCAAAAAUUUUAGACAACUUGAUCAAUUCUACUGCUGCAAAACCUUCCUGACUUACUAAAUAUUUGUUGUUUAUUGCAUGAGGGCUUGUUUGAGCCAGACUGAGAUGGCCUGGCUCGGUGUGUUAAGUGGCAUUGCCGUGAAAUGUGAAAGUGCAGAGCAAAAUGUAUCUUGUACUGUGCUGGGUGUCUCAAGCGUUGGAUUGGCAUUGUGGACACACCUGUUUGCUUUUAAAUUACGACACUAAGCAUGUUGUCUUAUGUGUUUGUUUCAAAGACCAUUCUUUUAACAAAUCACCAGCCUCUAUUUAACUGUCCCUUGCAAGGUGACAAGUCUUUUUUAAUCUAUGCUUAUAAUAACUAAUUGUUUAUUAUGCGGAAAGUACUUGAAGCCAUCUGGUUUACUCCAAUUUUUUUAAUCCCUUUUUUCUUAAAAAUAAAUAAAUAAACAAACAAAACUAGGUUUAUA
Molecule: messenger RNA, 3097 nt
Organism: Empidonax traillii (willow flycatcher)
Lineage: Eukaryota; Metazoa; Chordata; Aves; Passeriformes; Tyrannidae
Gene: LCLAT1
Product: lysocardiolipin acyltransferase 1
Exons: 6
Coding region: 103-1239 (378 amino acids)
Cellular component (GO): endomembrane system
Molecular function (GO): acyltransferase activity
Source: RefSeq, a predicted model, not a curated record